CAUCAGAGCGGAUCCCACUCUGUUUUCUUUCUCGUCAGGCACUAUCGCAGCUUUCCUAGACAACCAGGUCCUUUAACGUUCGUUUCCGUAAACAGAGCUAAGAGCAGCUAGCUACAUACACACCGGAAGUAAAACGCUUUUUUGUCGUUCAUCGACACUAUUUUUGAUGUAUUUUGUACUUUUGACUGUUUUCGCGUGUUUAUCGACAUUUCAUUGUUUUAUCCAAAAAGAUGUGAAGAAGAACGAGAGCCACUGCGGCCUCCUAAAGCAGUGGCUUGAAUCCUCCCUAGUUACCAUGGAGAUCACCAAGACGGGUUUUCACAGGGAAGUGGUCACCACCGUUGUGCUCAGCCCAGGUGUGCUCAGCCCAGGUGUGCUCAGCCCAGGUGUGCUCAGCCCAGGUGUGCUCAGCCCAAGUGUGCUCAGCGGGGUCAGAGUGGUGCUGGUUCAAAGGUGGCCCAGAGGCGUCUACGUGGAUCCGUACCAACUCGCAUCUUUGAGUGAACAAAGCAAUUGGCAGAUAUUAAUAGAUUCAGCCAUUGACCUGGAGGUGCCUGCUCACAAAACAGAGGGAUUUGUCACAUAUGUGUAUCCCGCCCUUGACGGACCAACUCCGAGACUGAAAGUAACGAUUCCCAUCCACGGUCGCUACCACAAGCCUUCUUACGAUGGCUUAACGUUCACAUCCGUAGAAAUAGAACAUCCAGAGCUGCUGCUGCGGACUGAAAAAUGUCCGCAGCUCAACAACGUGGAGCCUCAUGCGGUCGUGGACGCCCCCUGCACUCAUGACAAUUCGAGCAUGUGUCCGUGGGUUAAACUCCAGCAGCAGGAGCGAGGCCCCACGAGGGUUCAGUUACCGGUAGGCGACGGGUCUUUGGUGGCGCCCGUGUGCGGUGGAACCCUCCUGGUCACAAUGCUGUGCUGCGCCGCUCUGUCCAAACACAUGUGGGAGCACCGCAUCAUGUAAACAGAGAGAACGUACCUCUCAUCAAACACUUCAUGGUCCCGGAGUUCUCCAGUUCUGUCUGAUUCCAGGAGCGUCCACUGGGCUCCAAGUUUACAUAAAACAUCAAAAGGCCAUAAAGAAAAUAACACGACACAGACUCGAUCUCUAGUGAUUUUUGCACAAAUAGUUUCUCUCAAUAUGUUUUUUUAAUUUAGCAAGAAGGGAUAUUGAUCUAGAAUGAUCCAUUUAAUGGUUAUCUCCGUCUUCAAAUUUAAUUGCUGUAGAAUUCCAUUAAGCUGUAAUGAAAAUACUAAAUAAAUACGAUUACAAUAUGUGCAAUAUAUAUAAAUAUGAAGAUGUAUAGAAUAGAAAUAUAAUGGAAAUAUGAAAUAAAAUGCUGUAAAAAAUA
Messenger RNA from Pseudoliparis swirei, 1355 nucleotides. RefSeq names its product phosphatidylinositol glycan anchor biosynthesis, class X (gene pigx). Bases 167 to 967 code for a protein of 266 amino acids. NCBI's taxonomy places the organism in Eukaryota, Metazoa, Chordata, Actinopteri, Perciformes, Liparidae. Gene Ontology annotation, cellular component: endoplasmic reticulum membrane. The record is from RefSeq and is a predicted model, not a curated record. Gene Ontology annotation, biological process: GPI anchor biosynthetic process. The transcript has 6 exons.